Molecule: messenger RNA, 3529 nt
Organism: Rhagoletis pomonella (apple maggot)
Lineage: Eukaryota; Metazoa; Arthropoda; Insecta; Diptera; Tephritidae
Gene: Su(z)12
Product: polycomb protein Su(z)12
Cellular component (GO): nucleus; ESC/E(Z) complex
Molecular function (GO): chromatin DNA binding
Source: RefSeq, a predicted model, not a curated record
UCAUAAUCUAAUUGUGAACGUCCUCUUAAAUGAAGAGGCAGCGUCGUUGAAGAGGAAGAAUUUGUACGCCUUGUGUGAAAAUUUCGCGCCGAUACAGAGGAUGUACAAUAAGAGACUGUGAAAAACUAUAGCUUAUGAAAAAAAUUAUAUUUUCGCAGGGAAUUAGCAGUUUAAUAUAGUUUUUUAUGCAAAUAAGUGAAAUAAUCGCAGUUAAGAAGUAAAACAAGGCUGUGCUUUGUUGCGUGAAUUGGCGUCCUCUGCUCCGAUAAGCGGAGCGUCAAAAACAGCGAGACAGUGAAGCAGCAGAAAAUUGAACAAAUUGUGAUCCAACGUACAAGCCGUACUCAUAUUACUUAAGUCCACAGUGCAAAUUCAGCGAAAAUUAACACACGGAGAAUGGCUCCGGCAAAAAAACGCGAAAAAGAUACUGCAUUAGCAGCGCCGGCAGCUGCUGUAAGCAAUGGUGCUAACGGAAGUGUUAACGCUGGUAAUGGGGGUGGAGCGGUUGCGGCAACAGCUGCUGUUGCAACUGCAGUGGCUACAAAUACUGCAACAACGGGCAUUGAUAAUGCAAAACUCAACGGCCAUCAACAAGAGCAGGAACUCUUUCUGCAGGCUUUUGAAAAACCUACACAGAUCUAUCGGUUUUUACGCAAUCGCCAUGGAACAAGUCCAAUUUUCUUGAAUCGAACACUGAGUUAUAUGAAGGACCGCAUGUCGCGAAACAAUAAAAAGCGCGCGACGUUCAAAGUCAACUCCAUAUUGCAGCAAAUAACACAAAAAACUGAAUCGAUAUCAAAUAAAUACUUGAAUAUCAUCUACAAUGGUUUGUUUGAUAAGAGUGCUUGCAGCGAUCAAUGGUGGAAUACGGGCGAUGCGGUUUGUGUCGAAGCAACGCUUUAUAAGAUAACAAAAAACAAGCGAAAGGAUAGCACGUCAGAUUUUCAGGAAAUGAUGAGUUACAGUUCAGAUGUUGUUUAUAAUCCGAAUGAUGAUAUUGGGCGUUUCUCUGUCAUAAGCAUUCCGGUGCAAUCAAUGUGCCCUUUGGGUGAUCAACACACCAUCUACAAACUAUUGUUUCGGAUUAAAGUUCUGCCCAAAAUUGAUUCAAAUACAAAUGAUGAGAAUUGUGAAAAUGGUGAGACUCCCAGCAAACGCGGUAAAAUGAACACAAAAAUAUACGGCUGCGAAUUAAUAGUGUUUGAGAAAAAUAUUUGCUUCAUUCCGGAGGGUGAUUAUGAGGCGGCGAUGCAGGAGCUCAAUUCGAUGAGCAUAAAAUCCUUCUCCCCAAAGAAACGCACAUGGGAAACGCUACCGGACAAUUACAUUCCACUCUCAAUGAAAUUCGAUGUAUUCAAUCAAUUUCCCACGCUCAAGUUUCGCUUAACCUGGUCAGCCAACGAAAUGAUUAGCAGUAUUGAUGCAAAGGAUUUACAUUUAUACGGUAACUUUGCUGGCAACACAGAUGAGCCGAAAGAUAAGUCACAGAAUUUAACUAAUGGUGUUGCAAUUCAAAUGAACGGCACCGUUAAUUCAAAUGACACUACGGGCGCACUUGUAAAUCAUAACAAUAAUUUCGUCAAAGGCAAUGGUAGUAUUGACAAAAGCGGCGUCGUACUACCUACUUUAAAAACGGAGAAAAUCCAAAUAGUUUAUAAUUUUCUGUAUAGUAACAAUACGCGCCAACAAACUGAGUACACACAAGAGGUAAUAUGUCCAUGGUGUGGGUUGGACUGCUUGCGUUUGUACGCAUUGCUUAAGCAUUUAAAGUUGUGCCAUGCCCGUUUCAACUUCACUUAUCAACCGGCAGGAAAUGGUGCGCGCAUCGACGUAACAAUCAAUGACUCGUAUGAUGGGUCGUAUGCGGGUUCGCCCUACGACCUGGCCGGCCCAUCAGGCUGCUCUUUUGCGCGCACUUGUGGUCCAGUGCGCAGAACGACGGUGACAAAUUUGUUAGUAUGCCGUCCACGUAGACAAAAAACGUGUCUAGAUGAAUUUUUGGUGCUGGACGAGGACGAUUUAAGCAAUCAACGACCUUAUAUAACGGGCCACAAUAGACUUUACCAUCAUACGGAAACUUGUUUGCCGGUGCAUCCGAAAGAACUAGAUAUCGAUUCAGAGGGCGAGAGUGAUCCACUUUGGCUACGACAAAAAACCAUACAAAUGAUCGAUGAGUUCUCCGAUGUGAACGAGGGCGAGAAAGAGUUGAUGAAAUUGUGGAAUUUGCAUGUUAUGAAACAUGGUUAUGUCGGCGAUUGUCAGUUGCCAUUAGCUUGUGAAAUGUUUUUAGAUUCGAACGGUCAUGAGGUUAUACGCAAAAAUCUCUAUCGCAAUUUUAUCUUACAUAUGUGUUCACUGUUCGAUUAUGGGCUCGUCUCACCAGAAACUGUCUAUAAAACUGUACAAAAACUGCAAGGUAUGCUAAGUAAAUAUCCCGAGGGACAAGAGAUGAUGUCCAAACAACGUGAAGCGCAAUUAAAAUAUUGGCUGGAAGUUGGCAUACAUAAGCAAGACGAACAAAAGCUCAAAUCGCCACAAAAACAAUCGGCGUCAAGUUCAAACGCUGUUGCCGAGGCGUUAGGCCCCAUCGCAGCCGAAGCUACUGGCACCCCGGCAAGUGGUAACAAAAAUUUGGAUAAUAAACCAAUGCAACCACCUUCAAAGCGCUCCGCCACAGCUGUCAAACGUGCCAGUAUGCAUCCACAAAAUUGUGUAAAUGGCAGCGCUACUGAUAAAAUGGCUAAUGGUGGUAAAGGUGUUGCCAAAAAGACUGUUUCCCAAGCAGAUGACGAUCAAGACCCGCCCGCAAAUGGUGUAGUAAGUAGCGCUAACACCGAUAAACGCGAGCGGCGCAGUGAAAGCAGAAGAAGUAGCACGGCUUCUAAUGCGGCAGCUACAGGGGGGACAGUAACGUCGACGACGGAGCGCGAUAUAAAGAAUGAGCGAAAAGAGGCUCAAGGCAGCGAGCGUCCUCAACGUGGUAGUGCUGUUGGUGGUGGCGGCGCGGCAUCAAAUACCCCAUCAGAAUCACGCGCGCAGGCAGCUAAAAGGAGAUUGUCUAUAAAAGAUGUACCACAACCGCCCGCCAGUAAACGUACUCGCACCACAGAAGGCAACAUCAACAGCACCAGUGCCGGUGGCGGCACAACAACGCGUACAGCUGCGCUGCGACAAUCAGCCGAUGGCAUCAAUAAUACUACAAACAGUAGUGGCAAACAUACAACAGCUACAACUGCAGCUAGCAAUUUAAACAGCACAACAACAACAACGACAACACUGCCAAAGCGAUUGGUUACCAGGCGUCAGUCCAUAGCAGGCACUGCCAGUACCAGCCAUAAUCACAAUGACAACAACAACAGCAGCAAUCAAGCCGCAGAAAAAACACUGCCAAAGUCCACAUCCUCCAAAAAUUUGUCGAACAAUACUUCUUCAACAACAACAGCAACAACAAUUGCACCCGCCAACACCACACAUCAUUCGUUGCGUACGAGGCUCUCGGUGCCAUUAAUGAAAGUUGAUAAACGUUAGA